Boleophthalmus pectinirostris (great blue-spotted mudskipper) is the source of this 3112-nucleotide messenger RNA. Its product is annotated as adiponectin receptor protein 2-like. The record is from RefSeq and is a predicted model, not a curated record. The coding region runs from base 387 to 1580 and encodes 397 amino acids. Gene Ontology annotation, molecular function: signaling receptor activity. Gene Ontology annotation, biological process: adiponectin-activated signaling pathway. The transcript is spliced from 10 exons. Gene Ontology annotation, cellular component: plasma membrane. Lineage: Eukaryota; Metazoa; Chordata; Actinopteri; Gobiiformes; Gobiidae.
CGAGUACGACGUCGCUGGUCCGGUCCGUGCAGGUUCAGUGUCGAGCGAAGCAGCGCCGCGGAUACAACUGUCUGAAGUGAGAGCGACCUGCGACACGGCUGCGUCUCUGAGCUCCAAAACAAGACCCCCGAUUUGACUGGACGUUCCACUGCACUUUCUCGUCGAGGUGGAGGUCGAUUUUCCCGAGCUUGAGUCCUGAGCACGAGAGAACGCAGCAUUAGUGCAGACUUCUUCUAGAAACUUCCUGAGUGGCCCCAUAGCUCCACCUUGAAGAAUCCAGUCCGGUCAGAUCUGCCCCGCUGUGGACUCGAGCCUCCGGCCUUCACCAGAGCAGAGUCCAGCCGCCGAAGCUGGACGGAGGAGAGGCGACGAGACGGACCGAGGGCAUGGCCUUCGUGCUGAGACACAGAACUGCCAAUGUAACCGAGUCCGCGGAGAGUAAAGAGGAGCAGACUGCGCCUCCCAUGAGUCCACGGGAGACCGCCACCUCAGGGUCAACCAAUCACCUCACCGCCGCAGAGUGCCACUCUCAUAAUGGGAGUUUGCUGGACAGCGAGGUGCAGAAGAGAGAGGGAGAGUUGGACGACAGAGGAGGAGAGGAGCCAGAGGAGGAGGAGGAGAGGGCCAGUGGCGAUGAAGGCUUCAUGGGGAUGACUCCGCUGCUGCAGGCCCAUCACGCCAUGGAGAAGAUGGAGGAGUUUGUACAGAAGGUGUGGGAGGGGCGCUGGCGAGUCAUCCCCCACGACGUGCUCCCCGAUUGGCUGAAGGACAACGACUUCCUGGUCCACGGACACAGACCGCCCAUGCCGUCGUUUCGCGCCUGUUUCAAGAGCAUCUUCAGAAUCCACACGGAGACGGGCAACAUCUGGACACAUCUGUUAGGUUGCUUGUUCUUCCUGUGCCUGGGCCUCAUGUACAUGUUCAGACCGAACAUCACGUUCGUGGCUCCGGUUCAGGAGAAGGUCGUGAUCGGGAUGUUCUUUUUGGGGGCGAUCCUCUGCCUGUCGUUCUCGUGGCUCUUCCACACCGUCUACUGCCACUCGGAGGGCGUGUCCAAAGUCUUCUCCAAGUUGGACUACAGUGGGAUUGCGUUCCUGAUCAUGGGCUCUUUCGUGCCCUGGUUGUAUUAUUCGUUCUGGUGCUCUCCUCAGCCCUGCGUCAUUUACCUCCUCGUCAUCGUCGUCCUGGGACUGGCGGCCAUCGUCGUCUCUCAGUGUGACUUCUUCGCCACGCCGCAGUACAGAGGCGUCCGAGCAGGAGUGUUUGUGGGCCUGGGUCUGUCCGGAGUCGUCCCGACUCUCCACUUCGUGAUCAGUGAAGGUUUGAUCAAAGCCACCACGAUCGGGCAGAUGGGUUGGCUCUUCCUCAUGGCCACGCUCUACAUCACGGGAGCGUGUCUGUACGCCGCCCGCAUCCCGGAGAGGUUCUUCCCCGGAAAAUGUGAUAUCUGGUUCCACUCUCAUCAGCUGUUCCACAUUCUGGUCGUGGCCGGAGCCUUCGUCCACUUCCACGGCGUCUCAAACCUGCAGGAGUUCCGCUACACGAUCGGGGCGGGCUGCACGGCAGACGGCAACCUUUAACCUUUGGGGAAAACUACGAAAAAAAAAAAAAAAAAAACCACCAAGAAGUGCUCGAAAAAUUCCGCGCACGAGCCAAGAAUCGCACUAAAAACUCCCAACUUGAAGCCAGUGUGUCUUGUCUCCGCGGGGUAGUUAAAGUGUCGUGAACUCCUUCUGAGUUUUUGGGGUUAAAACAGCUACUUUUUUCCAAAUCUUUUUAAAAGUUUUGGAGGGGCACAAUUGUUGGAGGAUUCAGUAGUUUUCUUUUUGUUUGGAAAGACAUGGGGUGUUCGAAUGUUAUUUUUCAAACUUUAAAACGCAAAAAAAAAAAAAACACACGUGGAGUUUUGGGGUUGGUUAAGGUUCUCGACGUCGGACUAAAGACGGAAAUCCGGGGGUUCGGUUCGUUCAUAGUAGUCGCUUUUACGUAGAAAAAAAAGUUAAUUGUAAAUAAGAUUUCUAAAUUUUUUGGGUUAUAGGUUUGUAUAAAAUAUAAAACUACAAAAAAGAUCGGAAGGUGGGAGUUAAUUGUGGUUUGAGGUGCAGUUGCAAAUUUUGUUGGGCUUAAAAUAAAAUUUAAAAAAUAAAGAAGAAGAAGUGGAAAUGUUGAAAACUGAAAAGAAAAAUCGCACAAUUCACUAAAUUUUUAUCGAGCAGAGACGUCAAGACUCGCUGUUUUAAGUCUCUGUGAAAGACAAAAUAUUUAAUUAGACUAAAUAAUCGUUAAAAUUUAUUUGAAGGUCCCAAAUUACGCUGUUUUCUGAUCUGUUUUAAUGUUUUUUCUUCGUCACAAACGGACCUGAAGUUGAGUUUUGUCGACUCUAAGUUUGUUUUUGACGAAGUAACAACAUUAUAACUUGACUUAAAGCUCACAAGAGUAAUUUUUUUGUAAUUUAGGACCUUUAAAUGUUUUUCAGGUAUCAAAAAUUUACAAAAUUUGGGCCUCUUGGGGAAAAAAAAACAAACUUUUAUAAUGUUUUAUGCUUACAACCAAAUGGAAAUCUACGUCAAACAGCCAUUUCUCUUACUAUUCUCAUUUAUUUUUAUAGGAUUAUUUCUGAAUUGAAAUAUUAAUCAGAUGCAGUUAUAAAUUCUUUACGUUCCCCCCCCCAAAAAAUUAAAUACUAUGCGAAAUUCUCUAGGGUCCUGGGACAAUUAAAGCAGAUUUCUUGUCUAGACCGCAGCACUGAAAAUGUUAAAAAUGUCUUUAUUAUUUAGAGGUUCAUAUUUUUGGUAUUAUAAUUUAUCUAUUUUUGUUUGCCGUCGUAAAAGCUUUAAUUACACCUUUAAUUUCUGUGUUUCUCACUUGUUUUCUGUUCCACCACGGAUUCGUACAGAAACACUGAAGCGACCCGGUGUGCGUUGGCUUUGCUGGAGUGAGCAGUGGCUUGUACUUCAUGAUCAUAUAUUUGGUUUUGUUUCUUUGAUUUUUUUUUUGUUUUAUUCGAUGGAUUUAUUUGAUAUAUUAAUUUAUUGGGGAGCGCAGGUGAUGACUGAUCGCAUUAGACCUUUAUAUCUGCUGUAUUGUUCUAAUAAAAGGUUUUUCAAAAUCA